Molecule: messenger RNA, 1831 nt
Organism: Apodemus sylvaticus (European woodmouse)
Lineage: Eukaryota; Metazoa; Chordata; Mammalia; Rodentia; Muridae
Gene: Slc9b1
Product: solute carrier family 9 member B1
Exons: 11
Coding region: 55-1650 (531 amino acids)
Biological process (GO): proton transmembrane transport
Cellular component (GO): membrane
Molecular function (GO): antiporter activity
Source: RefSeq, a predicted model, not a curated record
GACCCAGAAUCAGACAAGAAGCAUGAUCCUUUCCAAUCAUCUAUAACUGUUGAGAUGUCCAAAGAUCCUGAAGAAACUACGGAACCAGAACAGAAGGAACCAGAGAGGAAGGAACCAGAACAGAAGGAACCAGAGAGGAAGGAACCAGAGAGGAAGGAACCAGAGAGGGAAGUACCAGAGAGGAAGGAGACACGAACGAAAGAAACGCAAACCAAAAUAGAAGGGAAGGAACCAGAAAAGAAGGAAACGAAAAAGGAGACCAGAAGUACAAAUAGUUUCUGUCCCCCACGAGGAAUAGUAAAUAAAACAAUUACAGAUGUUACACUCAUUGUAUUAUGGACUCUACUCUGGGCCCUUAUAGGUCAAGAAGUUCUCCCUGGUGGAAAUUUGUUUGGACUUGUAGUUAUUUUUUACAGUUCUUUCCUUGGGGGUAAAAUUUUAGAAGUUAUUAGAAUACCUGUAGUGCCUCCCCUCCCACCUCUUCUUGGGAUGUUACUGGCUGGUUUUACCAUCAGGAAUGUUCCGAUUAUUUACGAAUUUGUCCGUAUUCCUACCACAUGGUCUUCAGCUUUAAGAAACACUGCCCUUACUAUUAUCCUAAUACGAGCUGGGCUUGGACUGGACCCAGAGGCUCUGAAGCAUCUGAAGGGAGUUUGUCUGAGGCUGUCGUUUGGUCCCUGCCUCUUUGAGGCCUGUUCAGCUGCUUUUUUCUCCCACUUCAUUAUGAACUUCCCUUGGCAGUGGGGGUUCCUAUUAGGUUUUGUCCUAGGUGCUGUCUCUCCUGCUGUUGUCGUUCCCAACAUGCUAACAUUGCAAGAGAAUGGGUAUGGUGUUGAGAAAGGCAUCCCGACCUUGCUAGUGGCUGCAAGCAGUAUGGACGACAUCGUGGCCAUCACUGGAUUCAACACAUUCCUGAGCAUAGUCUUUUCCUCGGGUAGUAUAAUUAGCAAUGUCCUAUCGUCCUUGCGGGAUGUUCUUAUUGGUGUGCUGGUAGGAAUUGUUAUGGGAGUAUUUGUUCAGUAUUUUCCAAGUGGAGAUCAGGAGAGACUUACACAGAGGCGAGCCUUCCUAGUUCUGAGCAUGUGUAUUUCUGCUGUCUUAGGCUGCCAGCACAUCGGUUUGCACGGGUCUGGAGGGCUGGUCACCCUAGUGCUGUCCUUCAUGGCAGCAAAGCGAUGGGCUGAAGAGAAGGUUGGCAUCCAAAAAAUUGUUGCAAACACAUGGAAUGUUUUUCAGCCACUUCUUUUUGGUCUAGUUGGAACAGAAGUAUCCGUUGAAUCUCUUGAAUCAAAAACUAUUGGCAUGUGCAUUGCUACCUUGGGUUUGGCAGUAUCUGUUCGAAUGUUAGCCACUUUUGUACUGAUGUCUUUUGCUAACUUUCGUUUUAAGGAGAAAGUAUUUAUUGCUUUAUCAUGGAUCCCUAAAGCUACAGUCCAGGCUGUCUUAGGCCCUCUGGCUCUGGAAACAGCCAGGGUCAUGGCGCCCCACUUGGAAAGCUACGCAAAGAACGUGAUGACGGUGGCCUUUCUAGCCAUCCUGAUUACAGCUCCAAACGGAGCCCUCCUCAUUGGCAUACUGGGACCCAAAAUACUUGAACAGAGUGAGGUGAGAGUCCCUUUAAAGGUGGAGCUUUCAAACUUCCACAAUUAAACGUUUGCCAUCACCACCUGCUUCGUCUCAUGAAUUAUAUCACAUGACAAAAAAGAACGUUACAGUACAGAAGCAUAAAGACUGUUCGUGAAAACCAGGAUUCACUAAACACACAAUUUCUCUACAGGACUUUCCUCUGGUUUUUGGUUCAAAGUAAAUUUAAUAAAAAAUAGUCAACUUC